Acromyrmex echinatior (Panamanian leafcutter ant) is the source of this 2251-nucleotide messenger RNA. RefSeq lists its product as uncharacterized. The record is from RefSeq and is a predicted model, not a curated record. Gene Ontology annotation, biological process: proteolysis. Lineage: Eukaryota; Metazoa; Arthropoda; Insecta; Hymenoptera; Formicidae. Gene Ontology annotation, molecular function: serine-type endopeptidase activity.
CAAGUGAAAUUUCAACUAGUCGAAUCUCAUAAGAGAAACUUGACUUACAGCUUCCAACUAAGUCAAGUUUCUCUUCGAAUAAUUUCGGAGAAACUUGAUUUAGUCUUCACUUGUGAGAUCUCUAUACUGUUCUUCAUCGAUCGUAGUUAAUGGAGAAGGAAAUGGAUCGUUCAUGAAUUAUCCUCACUGUAGUGCGCCCCUUUUAACUUUCAAGUGUGUGCAGUGAGAUCACGAUGAUGCGCAAGGUAUCCUCGAAGUGACAAGCGGAAGUCAAAGUCGAUCAUGAAGAUCAUGCUUGGAGUGUUUCUGAUCACCGUGGCGAGUGCUUUCGAUCACCAUGACACUUAUUCGUGGAAACACAGGGAGGAUUGUAAAAUUGCAACUGCAAGCCGAUCGAUUAUACCGAUCAAAAUUAAAGAAUCUCGUCUACAGCGUUCCGAUACAUAUCCAUCGAGAAGGUUAAAUCGGCGCGAGGACAAUGUUCUUCAAAACUCACCGAGAAGGUUCGCGAUGGUCGACGAUUCGAAUGAGCAUCACGAUCUCUGGAAACCCGAAACCACCAGGAUGAGACAAGAUCUCACGCGUGAGAAUCGAGCCAUUGAGAGCAACCUGAAAAACGUGAUAGGCAUACCGUCCAAGGUCGAACAGUAUCAGUACUUUUCGAAUUUUCCGUACGGCGGUGAUGAAACCACUGACGCCAUGUUGGAGAACACGGAUCAUCCGAAGAAUUCUAUGUUCUCUGAAGAUACUCAAGAUCAUUUUUUGAAUCAUAAUACAGAAGAGAUGGAUUGGAGCGGGCAGGAAGUAUUCGAAAAGAACCUGCAAAAUGAAGAGGAACAGGAAAUAAAUAUCCAAGAAGUACUGAAUGAAAUCAAACGAAAGAGAUUAAAUGGAGUGCAUGACGAAAUGGUAGACGGACAUCGACAGGGCAGAAAGAGGAAGUUGACCAGCCAGCAGCAAGGUGCCUUGCUAGUGGAAACGCUCAGGAAGAAGCGAAACUACACCAAUGAUCAUCGUGGACAUAACUCCAAUCUCCAGAACGGCCUUAUGGAGAUGUUGGGUAGAAUGAUACCGCAAACGUGCAAAUACAAAGGUGCGAGGUUUGAGUGCGGCCUCAGCAUUAGCUGCGUUUUUAGUGGUGGUCGACCACUCGAUUUAUGUUCCGGAGGUUUAAUAUGGACCUGCUGCGUGGACGACGAAGACGUACCCGAAAAAGUACCGCGACCGACUGUGGGUCUGUUACAGAAUGCCAGCUGUGGCGAGCUCUAUACGAGGAGUAAUAGGAUCGUAGGUGGACACUCGUCUAGUUUCGGUAGCCAUCCGUGGCAGGCCGCUAUUCUUAAGUCAGGAUUCUUACAAAAUAAGAAGUUGUCUUGCGGCGGCGCCUUGCUGAACAAUCGAUGGGUGGUCACAGCGGCACACUGCGUCGCGACAACACCAAAUAGCAAUUUGAAAGUUCGACUCGGGGAAUGGGACGUUCGAGACCAGUCGGAACGACUUGUCCAUGAAGAAUUUAAUAUCGAGAGAAAAGAGAUACAUCCGCAAUAUUCUCCUACCGACUUUCGAAAUGAUGUGGCUUUGGUGAAGCUGUCCCGGAUGGUAGCUUUCAAGCAGCACAUCGUCCCGGUUUGCCUGCCGGCGAGGAAUUUGAAGCUCUCCGGCCGAACCGCAACUGUCGCUGGUUGGGGACGAACCAGACAUGGUCAAACUUCGGCACCAACCGUUCUUCAAGAAGUCGACGUUGAGGUAAUACCGAACGAUAAAUGUCAAAAGUGGUUCAGAGCAGCCGGAAGAAGAGAAACCAUACAUGACGUAUUUCUCUGUGCGGGAUAUAGACAAGGCGGACGAGAUUCUUGUCAGGGUGAUUCUGGCGGACCGCUCACAAUGUCGGUGGAAGGCAGACACGUUCUGAUCGGUUUGGUUUCCUGGGGCAUCGGUUGCGGUCGCGAACACCUACCCGGUGUGUACACCAAUAUCCAGAAAUUCGUGCCCUGGAUCGAUAAAGUUAUGAGCUAAAACGGAGGAGCCUCAGUCCUUCGAAGGACGAAUUGUUUUAUCCGAAAAAAGGAAGAAAGAGCACAAAAAGAAGAAAGAAGAUAUAAAGACGUGAAGUUACCAAAGCUCUUAUCAUGCUUUCAAAGACUUUCACAAUCGUGCUCGAUUAUGAAGAAUUAGGCACUCUUUCGAAAGUGCCAAAAAAACAUAAUGAUUUUUAAAGCGUUGUUAUAUGAAGAUCAUUAAGUAUAUCCGA